AUGGACGAAUACCGCCUUGAUAAUCUUCGCUCCGCCUACGUGGCACUCGAAGAGGCUGUCUCAGCCCUUCUUCGCACACAAAGUCAAGAAGAAGCGCAAAUUCGCGGCCGGCGUAAUGAUUGCCUUGCUCUCCUCCAUUCCGCCCAGCAACAUCGCGAUAUAUUUCCCACCGAUGAAUUCCAACGCUUAUCUCAUAAUAUCCACGAUAUGGUCAAUGACCUCGAGAAGGCUGGCCAAACAGAUCCAGAACGCCAUAAACGGCACCCAAUAGAUGUGGUACAACUCGGGGCCUCCACAUCCCGAGGGGGUCGACGGUCUAUCGUGAUAGAAGACAACUUCCUCCGAGAGGCGAUACAGCUCAAGGGACCCACUCAGAUUGCGCGAGUCCUUGGCUGCUCACCUAGAACAGUGCGGCGGAGGUUGUUGGAUCUUAAUCUGGUCGCUCCCGGUGCGCCAGUGUUUCAGUCCUUGGCUCUGCCGGACGGCUCCGAGGAACGGCGGCGUAACGUUGCAUGCGGACGUUCCACUCGGCAUACUGAUAUAUCCGACCAACACCUCGAUUCCUUGACUUUCGCUAUUUUUCAACUUUUUCCUAAUGCCGGCAGGAGUAUGGUCAUGGGACAGCUGGCUAGCCAGGGUGUCCGUGUAUCUCGUUCACGACUACGAUCAUCGAUGGUGAGAGUGCGUGGGGCCCCACCAUCGUUUGGCCGCCGCAAGAUUUCACGGAAGAAGUAUUGGGUUCCAGCGGUCAAUUCAUUGUGGCAUCACGAUGGACAACAUGGUCUCAUCCGAUGGAAGUUGGUCACCCAUGCGUUCAUUGACGGGAAAUCGCGAUUCGUGACUGGCUUGCGAGUUCACAACAACAAUCGUUCAUAUACAGUCCUUUGUCUGUUCUUGGAAGCAACAGCACUGUAUGGUGUGCCGAGCAGAGUUCGAGGAGAUCACGGCGUCGAAAAUGUCCAAGUCGCAGAGGCAAUGGAGCGACUGCGUGGUCCGGGUCGGGGUUCCUACAUUUUUGGCAGGAGCAUUCACAAUACCCGCAUUGAACGCCUUUGGUUAGACUGGACUCAAGGCCUGGGAGUGAAGUGGUAUGACUUCUUCAUGUCCCUGGAGCAAUAUUAUGGUUUGCAUGUCGACGAUGACCUACAUAUCUGGCUUUUACACCAUCUCUUUCUACCUGCACUCAAUAAUGAGGCCCAAGCUUGGGUCAACACCUGGAAUUUCCAUGUUCUGCAAAUUCGUGGCGAGCCCAAUCGCUCACCUGCUGAUAUCUUUUUAUUCGGUCAGGUUGAAGAAGGCGUCCAUACUUUACCUUUUGCAGAUGAAUCCCUCGAAGACCAACCCCUUGAAGAUCUGCCUCAUUAUGGCGUGGAUCAUGAGGCUCAACGUGAUGCUCGCAUUCGGGAACAUGUCUUCAACCACAACAAUGAGGAGCGUUCGGAAUCCCUUCCUGCACGGCUCAAUUCGGUGGUUUGUGAAUCGCCCCUUUGCCCGCUUCUUCCAGUACAACUCUCAAGUCUGGAUGCCAGACUGCAUGGUGCUGGGCUCGACGCGUGCAAUGUACCUAGUAUGGAUAUGCGCAAACUGAUCUGGCAAGAAGCCUUGCGUAUUGUUAUGGAACUAGUGUCGUAG
Molecule: messenger RNA, 1632 nt
Organism: Mycena indigotica
Lineage: Eukaryota; Fungi; Basidiomycota; Agaricomycetes; Agaricales; Mycenaceae
Exons: 4
Coding region: 1-1632 (543 amino acids)
Source: RefSeq, a predicted model, not a curated record